AUCUUGGGGGAAAACCCAAGUAUUGGCAGCUCUUGUCUGCAGGUUUCAGUUUCUGUUCUGCAGGCACAGCCAGGUUCCAUUCCAGUGUUAAAGCCAAAUUUGUAUUGUGUGGCAUUUGUCGUUAUUGCAAUCCAACAUAUGAUGAUCAUACAA
Candidula unifasciata is the source of this 153-nucleotide messenger RNA. NCBI's taxonomy places the organism in Eukaryota, Metazoa, Mollusca, Gastropoda, Stylommatophora, Geomitridae. The record is from the annotation of a GenBank genome assembly.